Messenger RNA from Trypanosoma rangeli, 549 nucleotides. RefSeq lists its product as uncharacterized. The coding region runs from base 1 to 549 and encodes 182 amino acids. Lineage: Eukaryota; Euglenozoa; Kinetoplastea; Trypanosomatida; Trypanosomatidae. The record is from RefSeq and is a predicted model, not a curated record. The transcript has a single exon.
AUGAGUGUUGAUGAGAUUGACGCCUUUCGCGCCGAGCUUCUUCGGCAAAAGAUAAUUUUUGAGGCGGAACUUCGCCGGCAGAGGGAGACCUUCGAGGAGCGGCUCUCGCGGAUGGCGCAGGAGUUGGCCGAUAGAGAAGCCGACUGCCGCAACCUCCAAGCCGUGGUGACGAUUUUAGGGAAAAAAAUGGAGUCCUUGGCGGACAGGCGCGCCGCAACGCCGCACCGCCGUCCCUCCCCGGCCAGACCGGCGUCCUGCGCCGUCGCACAGGGGGAGCAGGCGGUGCCAUUGCGGACAACGAGCCCCUCCACACGGCGAACGUCUCCGUUCCGACGCAACAGCAACUCCUCCGCUCCCGCCCCCGGGGGAAGCCUCUCGGCCUUCCGUGCGCCAAGCCUCAGCAGCAUAAAAAGCUGCCAGAGCAGUCCGGCACGCGCCGCCAACGGUCGACGACCGAGACUUGGGAAUGACGACGCGGCUGAGCAGCACCUCCUCUGUAGAGGCAUUAGCGGCACACGUUUGCAGAAAUUGCGGCCAGCGGAAGCUUGA